This is a messenger RNA of Paraphaeosphaeria sporulosa, 5019 nucleotides long. RefSeq lists its product as uncharacterized. Gene Ontology annotation, cellular component: mitochondrion. Gene Ontology annotation, molecular function: 3'-tRNA processing endoribonuclease activity; DNA-binding transcription factor activity. The transcript has 3 exons. NCBI's taxonomy places the organism in Eukaryota, Fungi, Ascomycota, Dothideomycetes, Pleosporales, Didymosphaeriaceae. Bases 1 to 5019 code for a protein of 1672 amino acids. Gene Ontology annotation, biological process: regulation of DNA-templated transcription; mitochondrial tRNA 3'-end processing. The record is from RefSeq and is a predicted model, not a curated record.
AUGGCGACAGCCGUCCACCAUGCCGUGACCAUGCCGUCGAAUUUCGGAAACGCCAACCAGUGCUUCGAUCCGGACACAGAUUCGCUCUUCGACUUCAGCCAGUUGCCCUCGCCCACACCCCCCACCAUCUCGAGACAGCCCUCGAGUGCGCAAUCCGCCAUUACCAGCCCAGCCAACACAGUCCUCGACGGCGACGACAUGCAGACGCCCGCGAAACCCAGCCACGAGUACGAGCGCUUCAAGCAGCAAACCGGCCUCCCGACCGGCUCCAUCGCUGGCAUCAACCCCUCCUACAGCACGGGCUACUCCAUGUACUCGUCCACAGGCAUCGACGAAAUGAGCUUGAUGGGCGAAUCUUCCAUGAUGGGAGGCUGGAACAGUGGACUCGCCAUGGACAUGGACCUCUCCAUGUCGUCGCAACCCGCCUUCUUCUACCCGUCCAAUGAUGCGUCGCAGUCGUCCGACUUCGUGGACCCCAGCGCUAUCACGCAAGAGGAGGUGCAGAACGUCCGGGUGUGGCCCGGCAUGCACCAGCAGCAAGCCCAGCAGCAGGCACUGGCAAAGGCCCAAGCACAGGCCCAGCAACAAAGGGCUCAGCAGCUGAUGCAGCAAAGGCAACAGCAAGCUGGCCAGCAACAGAGCCGCCAACAGCACUCCCGGAAUACCUCAAGCAGCCCGUUGAGCGAUGCGCGAACCGAAGAGACGAUCGCUCGUGUCGUGAACCAGAUUCGCCAGCAGAGUCAGAACAAUGCUCUUGCCGGCGCCAACGGCCAGAACGAUCUCCUGCCUCACAUUAUUCGUGCGAAGAAAGACGAAGAGGACAUGGACGAGGACGAGCGACUGCUUGCCUCCGAGGAAGGCAAGAAGCUGAGCUCCAAGGAGCGCCGACAGCUUCGCAACAAGGUUUCUGCUCGCGCUUUCCGAUCGCGCAGGAAGGAGUACAUUGGCCAGCUCGAAGGCGAGAUUGGCGCAAAGACCAACGAGUGCAACGAGCUUCGCACUCAGAACCGUGCUCUUAUGGAGGAGAAUGCUCGGUCCAGGGCGUUCAUUGAGCGUCUCCUACGUCACCAGGCAUUCACUCCCUUCCUCGAGGAGCUCUCUCGCGACGAGGGCCUCGAGGCAAAGCCAGCGAUGCAAACACUGUCUGGUUCAACCACGCCUACCCCAGCUCCCGUUCGCCAAAACCAGCAGUUCGGCGCCAUGUCGCAACCCCAGGUCGGCAUGACCCUUGUGCCUGAGGCGCCUCUCGACAUGUCCAUGCUCAACCUCAACUCAAACAGCUGGGCCAUUAACAACGGUAGCUCCUCGUUCAGCUACCAGCAACCGCAGGUCUUUGCUGUGACUGAGCUUCCCGCCGGCCCUACCAACCCCCUCGACAUGGACGUCAUCUCUGGCAAGGGUUACAGCUCCAUCUUCGCUGCCGAGGACGAUGCCUCCGACAAGCAAGCCAAGGCCGACUACCCCGUUGUUGAGCGGGCCAUGCCCGCUGUGAAGCCCUCCGUGGUUGAGGCCGAGCAGGAUGAAGACCCGGAGUUUGACCUCUACAACUCUGCCCCUGUUUCCACCUCUACCGCUACUGCCCACACCGUCGACGAGCACGAGUCUCUCUUCGGUGACAUAACCUCCGAGAAGGUUUUUGCGCACUUCCAGCUCCAAAUCUCCGACGAGGUUGCCGAUGAGCUCAAGAUGGCCCGCUUUCAGAGACACGCUCGCUCCGCCAAAGACCAGUCCAAGUUACACCUUCUAUUCAAACUCUCGACGAGACACGACAACGGCACCGAGCCUGUCCGCGGAUUUGCGCCCGACCGACCCGUGGGGCCGCCGGAAUCUGGUGCGCGACUGCGAGUCUACGAACAGCCUCCAGCACCCCCCACACCGCGGACCAGCUUUCUGAAGAGCCUAGGACUCUCCGAUGACACUCAUUUCCACGCGCCCGGAUUGCCAGCUCUUCUAGAGCCCCUCAGACCACCGCGACGAGACAACAGAAUACCGCAGCCAGAUUCGCACGACGGCGCGCCCAUCGUUCGUCGCGACUCCAGCAAGAUGGCCUCCACGGUCCAGAUGAUAACGUCGCCCACCGCCGACACACCGGGUACGACGCUUAUACUGCAGACGCAGAAACAACACUACAUCUUUGGCACCCAUGCAGAGGGUACACAGCGGGCAAUGGUCGAACAAGGCUUGCGCAUGACCAAAGUCCAGAACUUCUUCAUGACGGGCAAGAUGGACUGGCACAACGCAGGUGGACUGAUUGGCAUGACGCUGACGCUGGCUGAUUCAGCGACGACUGCCUACGACACCGUCAUGGAGCUUCAUCGCAAGAGCAAGAACGCCAAAAGGCUUGCCGAGCCUCCACGGCCCAAGAUAAACGUGUACGGCCCGCCCAACUUGAAGCACGCGCUGAACACCUGCCGCCGCUACAUCUUCCGAAAAGGAAUCCCGGUGAUUGCAACCGAGUACAAGGAAGUGCCGCCACGCAAGGAUGACCAAGGCGCUAUCUUGCCGUCGUGGCAAGACGAAGCAAUCCAGGUCUGGGCUUUGUGCGUGUCUCCUGCACGGAGAGACACAGACCCGCACCGUGAACGGCAGUUGGCUCAGCUGCAGGAGGGCUUCGAACAAUUAAACAGCUUCGAGGAACAUCGUGCACCCGAGAACGAGUCUGCUGACGAGAGAGAGGCAAGAUAUGAUCGCAUCAGAUCAGCCGUCUUGAAUAUGAUGUUCAACUCAAAGUGGAACCUGGACACAUUGGUGGAGCGCCAUAUCUCAGAAGUCGAGCCACCUGCUGCGAUAUUUGUUCGCAAUCCAGAGACCAACCGCAUCGAACAAUACCGUGGGCCAAAGCCUGGUAGUGGAGAGCCUCUCCCAGACAUCACAGUUCUCACAAGGACUCCAUGGCCAGGUGCUACUGUGAACAAUCUUCCCCCUACCACACCCAAGCAAGAGUCGCUUUCGUACAUUGUGCGCUCGCAACCAACACGGGGCACAUUUGAUCCAAAACGCGCAAAAGAGCUUGGUCUAAAAUCUGGACCACAGUUUGGUAAGCUGAGCAAGGGCCAAAGCGUAGAGAACGACAAGGGAGAAACCAUUACCCCGGAUAUGGUCAUUGGACCGGACAAACCAGGGAACGGUUUCGCUAUUUUGGAUGUUCCUUCCGUCGAUUAUCUGGAAACCUUACUUCAGAGAGAAGAGUUAGCGUCGGAGGCUGUUAUGAAAGACAUCAAGAUCAUCUACUGGGUUCUUGGACCCGGUGUUUCUGGGCAUCCUUCUUUGCAGCAGUUCAUGGAACGUUUCAGUCAACUGGAACACGUCGUUUCGUCGGUGGACGAUUGCGCGAACCGUCUUUCCUUCGAUUCCGUCGCAGCUCAGACCAUCCGUCUUUCAGCCAUCGACCCCGCCCGAUACCGUGUUCCCCAGCACGACCUCAAGACUCUUCCGCAGCGAAGCCUCUACGGUCUAGGAUCGCCCGGCAGGAUCAACAGUCUCCCAAAUGUCACACCAGCCGAAAGGGGGAUGAAACAUUCUCUGAUGCCGAACUUCAAGCGGAAAGUCGAGGCAUUAACGGAUGACGAGCAAUUCCGUAGAAAAGAAGAACAAGAGACGCCUGGGGUGCUCGAGCUGGAAGUACGAGCCCAAAUGGAUGAAGAGGUUCUGAGAUUGGCGGAGGAGGCCCAGCAAGCGGUAACGGACGACCAUGAGGCGCUGGAUAGAUGGCGGAAGCUCGUCGCUCGGCCUGAUACCGAGGUGAUUACUCUUGGAACGGGUUCCGCCUGUCCUUCGAAAUACCGCAAUGUGUCUGCGACACUUGUGAGGGUACCAGGCGUCGGCAACUAUCUAUUCGAUGCCGGCGAAGGUACCAUGGGUCAGCUCCAGCGGGUCUUUGGCACAGACGAGCUGGUCGAUAUCCUCAGAAACCUCCGCAUGAUUUGGAUAAGCCAUCUUCACGCUGACCAUCACCUCGGCACUGCUUCGGUGAUCCGCGAAUGGUACAGGGCCAAGCACAACAGCGUCCCAAAGCAUGACCAUCCCUCAGACUCCGCCUCGCUUGCAGCCGAUGCCUCUUCAUACGGCCUCUCGCUCGUCUCCCACGAGGGCAUGAUCAAAUGGCUCAGCGAAUACUCCCUCGUGGAAGACUUUGGCUACAGCCGCAUCCUGCCCCUCGAGAUCUCGUCCGUCCGCCGCUUCGAAGAUACCGGCUCCCGCCUCACCUACACCUCAAUGACGGCCUCGGGCCAGCUCGGCCGGCGCAUCCUCCUCCACCCGCGCGACUACCCCGCCGUUCUCGGCCUCACCGACCUGCAAGCCUGCAAAGUCCAGCACUGCUACGGCGCCAUGGCCGUCUCCCUAACCUUCCCGCGGUCCCCUUCCGACCCGCCCUCCCUCAACCCCCUCAAGGUUUCCUACUCGGGCGACUGUCGCCCCGCGCACACCUUCACUCUCAUCGGGCGCAACUCCACGGUUCUCAUCCACGAAGCCACCUUCGACGACGAACUUCAGGGCGACGCCAUAGCCAAGAAACACUCGACGACGUCCGAGGCGCUGGCGAUUGGGGCCCAGAUGGAUGCCACCGCCGUCGUGCUCACGCACUUCUCCCAGCGCUACCAGAAGAUCCCCGUGCUGCAGACCGUGCAGGACGGCGAGGCCGACGACCUGCCCUCGAUGGACGACGCAGACGUGCAGCAGGACCCCGACGUGCCCGCCGCCGCUUCCGCGCUGCCCUCCGACUCGGCGCGCCCGCCGCCCUCGGCCGUCUCGUCGCGCCGCGAGAAGGUCAUCAAGGUCCACGCGCGCAACAUGAAGGUCGGCAUCGCGUUCGACUACAUGCGCGUCCAGAUCGGCGCGCUCGCGCAGAUGGAGAAGUUCAACGCGGCGCUGACCCGGCUGCUGGCCGCAGACGAAGAGGCCGAGGGGGUGCCCGUUGCGGAGACCGACGGCGAGCCUGUUGUCAACGGCAACGGGAAGAAGACGAGCGAGGACGAGGCGGGCGGGGGAAGGAAGAAGAAGAGCAGGCGGCACAACUAG